UGAUUCAAGAUUUCUGUUCCCCUCCUGCUCCAAUACCAACCCACCACGGAAUCCCAUUCCGGGGUUCCUCCUCUUCCUCUCCCGGCCUCGCCCCCGGCCGCAACCUCCUUCCCCGUGCGCCUCGCGGGGGUCUAGGGUUUGCUCCCGCCCGCCACUGGCGCGCCGACUACGGACGAGCAGUACCCCACGGGCCACGGACUCGGAUGCUAUGCUGCUCGGCUGCAGGUCCCUCUCCACCUGGGUGCGCCGCCUCGUUGCCUGCAUGGGAAGUUGCCUUGGAUGCUGUGGCUGUGCUAAGCCUGCUCCGAUAAUAGCGGUCGAUGAGCCUUCAAAAGGUUUGAGGAUCCAAGGCCGCUCAGUAAGGAAGGCAAACUUGUCUGAGGACUUUUGGAGCACAAGUGUGCACAAGAUUGAAAACAGUGCAGUUCAAUCGCAGAGGAGCAUAUCUUCAAUGAGCCCAGCGCUGCAAUCCAGCGAUCAGCAUGGAGAUGGAAGUAGCAGUAAUCCAAAUGAGUUUGUAAAUCAAGGUCUCAUGCAGUGGAACCAGACUAGACAACAGUGGCUUGGAAACAAAAAAUUCAAUUUUCGACCUGAAAAGCCUCGAGAACCAAAAUUAAGUUUAUGUUAUAUGCACAUUUUCAUACAAUCGAUGUGUAUCACCCCUCUACCUCCCCCAAUGAAGCAACGUUUGAACGCUACGUAUGAGAGCCUGCUAGGGAGCAACAAGUCUUUCUCCCAACCAAUCCCUCUUGCUGAAAUGGUAGACUUGCUUGUGGACGUAUGGGAGCAAGAAGGCCUAUACAGUUAGGGAGAGGAAGAGCAUCGUUUUCGCCACGUUAAUUGCUCGUGUUUCCAAAACUAUAGAAUGUCAGGAGCUCUAGGGUGGUGAAAGCGAAUAUUUCCCGAGCUCGUUCGUUAACGUCAAUCCUUGAACAUGGAGUCCCGAGCUCGUUCCUUUGAACAUGGAGUCCUUAUCUUAAGGAUUGUAAUCUAAUAAUUUCUGUUUUAUGUGUCAAUAACGGAUUGUACAUAAGGAUAACAAGCUUGAAUAUAUAUAGAGAGAGACAGAAUAGGCACAGA
This is a messenger RNA of Brachypodium distachyon (stiff brome), 1080 nucleotides long. RefSeq lists its product as uncharacterized. Bases 209 to 808 code for a protein of 199 amino acids. The transcript has 6 exons. NCBI's taxonomy places the organism in Eukaryota, Viridiplantae, Streptophyta, Magnoliopsida, Poales, Poaceae. The record is from RefSeq and is a predicted model, not a curated record.